AUGAGAUCCCACACAGCACCCGCGCUCCUCGCGCUGCUGCUGGCGGCGACGGCAGCAGCAAAUGUGCUCCGGAUACCGGUCGCGAGGAACUCACCGGGUACCGUCACCAGACGGAACCCGCGCUUGACCAGGCGGGCGACCUUCACUGAGUCUCUGGUCAACAACAUCACCGGCGGCGGAUACUACGCCAGCGUCUCCGUCGGCACGCCUGGUCAGGACAUCGACAUGAUCCUGGACACGGGGAGCAGCGAUGCCUUCAUAGUGGCCGCCGGAGCGGAUCUGUGCGAGAGCCCGAGGUUGCAACUUAUCUACCAGACGUCGUGUGGACAGACAUUUGAUUCAUCUCAAAGCUCCACUUUUGAGGUUGUCGUACCUGAUGGCUUCCAAAUACAGUAUUUGGAUGGCAGCACAGCCGCUGGAGACUAUGUAACUGAUCACUUCGAGAUCGGCGACACAGUUAUCGAAUCACUGCAGAUGGGUCUUGCCAACCAGACGGCUUCUGGCACUGGAGUUCUCGGGAUCGGCUACACUGCAAACGAGGCGGCCGAGACUCCGUACCCGAACCUCGUGGACCAGAUGGUGCAACAGGACUUCAUCCCCACCAAGGCAUACUCCCUCUACCUGAACGACUACCAGUCCUCCACGGGCAGCAUCUUGUUCGGUGGCGUCGACACGGAAAAGUUCAUAGGAGGCCUUACCGUCGUCCCUAUCCUACCCGACGCACAAACACAGAACAUCACCAGUUUCACGGUGGGGAUGACGGCGGUUUCCUUCGCCUUCCCCAACGGGACGACAUACAACGCGAGCCUGCAGGGCGGCAGUCUCGACGCCGUCCUCGACUCCGGGACCACGCUCUCGUACUUCCCGGACGACAUCGCGACACCCUUGUUCGACGCCCUGGGCGCCUUCACGUACAGCUCCCUGGGCUCGGUGGGGCUGACCAUGGUCGAGUGCGGGCUCGCCAACUCGGGCAUGGAGGUCAGCUUCCGCUUUAACGACAGCGUCUCGAUCAUGGUGCCGGCCGACGAGAUUGUCAUAGACGCCUUCGGCUCUGUAAGCGGCAUGAUCCCGCCCGAAAUUCCCCUGCAGGACCCUUGCCUCUUCGGCAUUCAGAAUUCGGGCGACUCCCUGCCCAGCGAGGGCGCGCGCCAGAUCGACUUUGCCCUGCUCGGCGACACGUUCCUGCGCAGCGCGUACGUCGUCUACGACCUCGACAACAACGAGAUCGCCCUGGCGCAGGCGAACCUGAACAGCACCGACACCAACGUCCAGGAGCUGAACGGGUCGUCGGACCUGACGGCAUUCGAGGGCGUGGCGGAGCAGCAGGAGUCGAGCGGCACGUCUGGUGGUGGUAGUACGGGGACAGGCUCGGGUUCUUCGGGAAGCAGCACGGACCGUGCUCAGCAGCAGCUCGGGGGUACAGUCCGUCUCUGCGACAUUUACUAA
Diaporthe citri is the source of this 1446-nucleotide messenger RNA. RefSeq lists its product as uncharacterized. Bases 1 to 1446 code for a protein of 481 amino acids. Gene Ontology annotation, molecular function: aspartic-type endopeptidase activity. Lineage: Eukaryota; Fungi; Ascomycota; Sordariomycetes; Diaporthales; Diaporthaceae. Gene Ontology annotation, biological process: proteolysis. The record is from RefSeq and is a predicted model, not a curated record. The transcript has 3 exons.